AUAAACCCCAGCAAUUUGGUGUCUGUGUUUUAGUUUGCUUAACCCAAACACAAACACAUCGCCACAAAUUGCUAAGUCCACAAAUUUGCAAGUUAAUCUUGAGCGGAAAGUGUCAAUACGUUGCACGGUAAUCGCCAUUCAAAAACAGAAUGAAUAACCGUGGAGUUGGAUUCUCGGAGUUUUUCGUAAAAACCCCAACCAGUCGGUCCAUUCAAUUGCGUGCCAAAAAAGUGGCAAAGGAACUGGUGAUGCAAAAUAAGGAUGUGCGGGACAAGAUAUUGAAAAACAAAGUGCUUACCUAUGCACAAUUCCGAAAGAUAAUGAAAUCAGCUGGCAAUGUGACGGAUCUGAAUCCGAUCACCUAUAAAAGUAUGAUUGAAAUACGACAAUCGCAGAUCGAUCACAGACGUCUCAAGAGUAUUAAAUCUGCUGGGGAUUCGCUUGGAUUUCAUGCUCGCCUUCUCAAUCGCAGCCAGUUAGCCGGCGAAUUUAACCAAAAGCAGGAGAUUUUCCGAAAAAAUAUGGAACUCCUUGGACGGAUUAACAAGACCAAUCGACUAAAGGGGGGUGUGGAUAGCUUCAAUCGCCAUUUUCCCGCCCUUCAGUCGAAUCGGAAUAAAAUCCGUGAGCUGGCAGAUCGCUUGAGCCAGGAGAACAGGCAGCUCGGUUGUCGCCUAUCGCAAGUGAAAUCCAAAGUGGAUUCACACAAUCCUUGGGUGCCACCCGUCAAGCCACUCGAACAAAAGGCCUCCGAUGAGACGGUCAGUACUUUCUUGCCAUAUAUGCCAUCGCCUCGCUUGGGCAAACGUAGUGCCCAAAUCCUGCUGCGACCCAUCAUAUAUUUCGAUAUGGCGGUGCGAGAGAAUAACCAGUUCAUGGGCAGAUUACUCCUACAACUCUACACGGAACUGAGUCCGGAAGUGGUGCUGGAGUUUGUGCGUAUGGCCACCCACAACGAUGUAGGAUGCCAUCGGUUUGUGCGAAUAUUCUCCAAUCUCUGGAUGGAGGCUGAACUUGUACCGGCUGUUCAUGAUUCCCUGCACAAUCACCACAGCGUCAAGUACUCCUUUUUGGAUCCCAGCAAGAUAACCGGCGUAUUAUCAUACCCAUGGGACUAUCGCCGUCACUUUCCCCAAGGACUUCUCAGCUAUACCAUCAGCUUUAAGCAAUCGGUGAUUCCGUGGCAGCGGGUCAUCUUUGGACGAGUUUGCGGCGGCCUAAGGGUGCUCCAAAAUUGCCACGAAUUCGGCACCAAAAAUGGCAAGACCAAGAAAACCGUGAUUGUCACGCGGUGUGGCCUGCUCUAAUGGGAGCCCACAUAUCGUCCGCCUCAUUAUGCAACUGCAUUAACAUAAGUCCAACGAACGGAUUGCAGGCAAACUGACUAAAUUGUAGCACAUCUUUGUGGCCCAAUGCAGCAGAAUGUUGUUUUCUCUCACAAAAUGCAAAUAAAAUUAUGAAGU
Messenger RNA from Drosophila melanogaster (fruit fly), 1463 nucleotides. RefSeq lists its product as uncharacterized. Lineage: Eukaryota; Metazoa; Arthropoda; Insecta; Diptera; Drosophilidae. Gene Ontology annotation, molecular function: peptidyl-prolyl cis-trans isomerase activity. The transcript has a single exon. The record is from RefSeq and is marked reviewed. The coding region runs from base 150 to 1307 and encodes 385 amino acids.